AAGACGUCAAACGUUAUGAUUCGAGCAAAAGUUUUAAUUUAUAUUUGUUUGUAUACAGCAGUAACUUAUGUGGACUCAGCAAGAAUUCUCGGUGUAUUCUCUAUGCCAUCUAUAAGUCAUCAAGUUGUAUUCAGAGCGCUGACAUUCGAACUAGCCAAGAGGGGUCAUGAGCUUGUCGUGUUUACACCGAAUCCAGUUUCACCCGCGGAAGGAAUUCCCAAUAAUAUUACUGAAAUCGACACAGGUCAGUCAUACCAGAUAUUGAAGGAGUUAAUGGAAAGAGCUCUGAAUAAAAAAGUUUUGCAACGAGGCGUUAUAAUGAACUUACGAUCGAUGAACGGCGAAGCUCUCUCAAGAGCUAUAUUAAAGAUAGUCUCAUCCCAAUUCGAUUUACCUGAAGUAAGAAAGGUAAUUGAGGACAAAACGCAAAAGUUUGAUCUUGUGAUUGUAGAACCGAUCCUGAGCGUGCCUUUAAUUGUGGGAAAAAUAUUUAACGCUCCUGUUAUAUUGUUGUCCUCAUUUUAUGGGUCAUCAGACAUUUUUGAGAUUAUGGGUGCUUUUUCUUGGCAUCCUAUGUAUUAUCCUAGUUUUUAUAGAACCAAAUACAAGGAUCUUACAUUGUUGGAAAAAAUAGGUGCUGUUUAUUUGGAAUGGAGACUGAUAAAGUCUACUCUAGAAACGGAUGAAAAGCAAAACGAAUUUCUAAAGACAAGAUUUGGACCUAAUGCACCCACUGUCAGGGAGUUAAGGAACAAUGUCCAAAUGUUGUUUUUAAAUGCACAUCCCAUCAUGGGCAACAAUCGUCCGGUUCCACCCAGCGUUGUAUACUUAGGUGGCCUGCAUUUAAAACCACCGAAACCUUUGCCACAGGAUUUACAGACAUACUUGGACGCUUCAAUUCGGGGUGUAAUAUACGUUAGUUUUGGAACAAACGUGCGCCCUUCAAAUAUGGAUCAAGAUUUUCUUGAUGCGUUUUUACAAGCAUUUGAAUCUCUUCCCUACGAUGUUCUUUGGAAAUUUGACGGAGAUAACUUAGAAAGGAUACCAAAGAAUUUAAAGAUUCAGAAAUGGUUUCCUCAGAGGGAUUUGUUACUACACCACAACGUAAAGGCAUUUGUUACACAAGGGGGAUUACAAUCAUCUGACGAAGCCAUAGACGCAGGCGUUCCUCUCAUCGGGAUACCGAUGCUAGCUGACCAAUGGUACAACGUCAACAAGUACGUGGAACUAGGGAUUGGCGUGCAAAUAAACGCGCUUACAAUGACUGCCGACGACUUAACGCAAGCUGUUGAAAAGAUUGUCAGCGACACCAGUUACAGGCAAAACAUCAGACGGGUCCGAGCUAUUAUAAAUGACCAACCGGAGAGUCCGCUGGAACGUGCCUUGUGGUGGACGGAGCACGUACUGAAACAUGGAGGCAAUCACCUCCGGGCACCGUCAGCUAAUACAACGUGGAGCGAACACCUAAUGCUCGAUGUCGUACUACUAGUUCUGAGCAUUAUUCUAGUAACAGGAUUUCUGCUAAUAUACGCGAGUUUUAAAAUUUGGAAUCUGUUAAAAUAUAAAUUAGAGAAAGUGAAAUUACACUGAUGUCAAUAUUUUUACGAAGUUAAGAGACUAUGCAUGCAGGGCUUUUAUUUUAAUUUAAUAAACGAUUCAAACUAUGA
Trichoplusia ni (cabbage looper) is the source of this 1667-nucleotide messenger RNA. RefSeq names its product UDP-glucuronosyltransferase 2B15-like. The record is from RefSeq and is a predicted model, not a curated record. Bases 16 to 1590 code for a protein of 524 amino acids. Lineage: Eukaryota; Metazoa; Arthropoda; Insecta; Lepidoptera; Noctuidae. Gene Ontology annotation, molecular function: hexosyltransferase activity; UDP-glycosyltransferase activity. The transcript has 4 exons.